Messenger RNA from Dunckerocampus dactyliophorus (ringed pipefish), 682 nucleotides. RefSeq names its product pro-opiomelanocortin-like. Gene Ontology annotation, cellular component: extracellular region. Gene Ontology annotation, molecular function: neuropeptide hormone activity. The coding region runs from base 44 to 682 and encodes 212 amino acids. The record is from RefSeq and is a predicted model, not a curated record. Gene Ontology annotation, biological process: neuropeptide signaling pathway. NCBI's taxonomy places the organism in Eukaryota, Metazoa, Chordata, Actinopteri, Syngnathiformes, Syngnathidae. The transcript is spliced from 4 exons.
CCUGCCUCCACUUGUGCUCCUGAUCAAGACAUCUCGUGAACGAAUGGCCAAUAAAAAACACGCGGUUCUUGGGACACCUGCGGUUAACGACAAUGCAAGGUCCCGGAUGUGUCCUGCAUGGCUAUUGGUGUGUGUGGCUCUGGCGGGCGUGUCAAGAGGAACAGUCGGUCAAUGUUGGGACCAAUCAGAGUGCCAGGAGUCGGACUUGGCGCCGGAUGUGAUGGACUGUCUGCACCUCAGUGACCCCGACGACGCACGACUCCAGCCUCCUCCUCCACGAGACUCCUCUUCCUCCCCAGUCGCCAAACGCUCCUACUCCAUGGAGCAUUUCUGCUGGGGGAAGCCGGUUGGCCGAAAACGCCGUCCCAUCAAAGUGUACACCUCCAGUGGGGUGAGGGACUCAGCGGAAGUGUUCCCUGCUGAAAUGAGGCGAGAUUUAACCAAUGAGCUCCAAGCAGGAGCAGAGGAGGAGGUGACAGAGGAGCAGCUCUUGGACAUGGCCCAGAAGAAAGACGGUUCCUACAAGAUGAAGCACUUCCGCUGGAGCAGCCCACCCGCCAGCAAACGCUACGGCGGCUUCAUGAAGAGCUGGGACCCCGCCGAGCAGGUGCCGCUGGUCACGCCCCUCAUCAAAGAUGCACAAGUGACACACGCACACAAUCAUCAGUGUAAAUAUUCAUAA